This is a messenger RNA of Nymphaea colorata (pocket water lily), 594 nucleotides long. Its product is annotated as putative pentatricopeptide repeat-containing protein At3g15930. Bases 1 to 594 code for a protein of 197 amino acids. Gene Ontology annotation, molecular function: protein binding; RNA binding. NCBI's taxonomy places the organism in Eukaryota, Viridiplantae, Streptophyta, Magnoliopsida, Nymphaeales, Nymphaeaceae. The record is from RefSeq and is a predicted model, not a curated record. Gene Ontology annotation, biological process: RNA modification. The transcript has a single exon.
AUGAGGCCGCCCAUGGCCUCCACUCUAGAGAGUCUUCCACUACUCCCCACCACCAUCGGCACCACUGCCCACCACCCAAAGAAUCACAACCACAACCCGUCAAUCCUUCUUCUGGAGAAGUGCAAUAGCAUUAAGGAACUGAGACAAAUUCACGCUCAAUUCACCCGAAACAAAGAGCAUUACCAAGCAAAGACGUUCGCUUGGCACACCAUUAUCAGAUGUUACGCUCGCUGGAACGAUCCUAGAGCCGCCGCCGCCGUCUACGUCGACAUGCUGAACAAUGGAUUGCGUCCCGACAACUACACCUUCCCUUUUGUUCUUAAGGCGUUUCAUCGAGAAUUGGCGUUGGAUUGCGGGAAGGAAUUUCAUGUGCAGAUCAUAAAAUAUGGGAAGGAUUCGUUCUCUUUCGUGCAGAAUGCUCUAAUUCAUAUGUACUCUGGGUGCGGUAGCUUGGACGAUGCACGCCUUCUGCUUGAUAAAAGUCCUGAACGGGAUGCCAUUGCUUGGAAUCCGAUGAUUGCUGGGUACAUCAAAGGCAAGAAGUACGAGGAAGCGCUUUCGCUCUUCAGUUUCAUGAAUCAGAGAUUUUACUGA